Messenger RNA from Aureobasidium pullulans EXF-150, 1345 nucleotides. Its product is annotated as kinase-like protein. Gene Ontology annotation, molecular function: cyclin-dependent protein serine/threonine kinase activity; ATP binding. Gene Ontology annotation, cellular component: nucleus; cytoplasm. The record is from RefSeq and is a predicted model, not a curated record. Gene Ontology annotation, biological process: protein phosphorylation. NCBI's taxonomy places the organism in Eukaryota, Fungi, Ascomycota, Dothideomycetes, Dothideales, Saccotheciaceae. The transcript has 5 exons. The coding region runs from base 1 to 1209 and encodes 402 amino acids.
AUGCCUCCCAACUUGUCAUUUUUAGACCGAUUUGAUGCCAUUUCAAGAGUGCAAGCCGCUUUGGUGCUGGCUCGUCCAGAUUCAUCAGCGAACGAUGCUCAGAUCGAAGCUACAAGUAUAGAGCAAACCGCUUUUGACAGCUCAGAUAACCUGCAAGAUUAUCAUUCUCGUAUUGACACUGCAAUCAGAGGAUUUGCAUCAAACUCGAGCGUGGACAAUCAACCUGCUGGACCAGACGAAGACGAAUUUCCAGUACUCCCGACUGGGGGCAUAUCACUUGGCCGCUAUACGAACGCGGUGCAUCACAACGAUGGCUUAUUCUCCGAGGUCUACAAGGCUGUGGCUCACGAUGGCUGUGGUGUUACUAUAAAGACGGGAGGGUUCGAGAAAUAUCCUUGCCUGGUUGCUCUCAAAGUCACCAAUCCAUCUGCCAUGGAGCCACCUCACGACUCUGUGCGUGAGGUGCGGUUGCUGGACCGAGCUCGCCAUGAGUUCGUGAUAGAACUCUUGGAGAGCUUCCAGCAAUCUGGUGGUCGACUCGUUCUAGCAUUUCCGUUCAUGCAAUAUACCCUUGACGAUCAACUCAGAAAGGGAUCGCCCCAACCAGCCCACCAGAACUCUAUUCUGUCGCAGUUGAUGCAAGGCCUUGAGUACAUCCACAGUUGUGGGAUAAUCCAUCGCGAUAUCAAGCCUUCGAAUAUCCUGCUCAGGAGUACAUCCGGUCCAGUCUACAUCUCGGAUUUUGGCAUCGCAUGGUCGGCCGAUGAUCCUUCUUCUGAACCAGCAGACAAGAAAAUCAUGGAUGUAGGUACAACGAGCUAUCGACCUCCAGAGCUCCUGUUUGGUAAACAAUGGUACGAUUCGAGCCUUGACAUGUGGGCGGCUGGUUGCGUGGCUGCUCAAGUGGUAAGCCUGGGUUCUCAGACCUUGUUCGAUUCCGGUGAUCUUGGAAGUGAUCUUGCUUUGAUCAAGAGUAUAUUCUCAACACUGGGAACUCCAGAUCUCAAAAUCUGGCCUGAGGCCAAAACUUUACCAGACUGGGGCAAGAUGGCUUUCGUAGAAUACCCACCACAACUCUGGGCAGGCGUCUUGCCUGGCUGUCCAUCUGAUGCAAUCGAACUGGUCCAGAAACUAGUUGUCUAUGAAAGUGGUAACAGGAUGAAAGCCAACGAGUGGCGGGAGCAAAGCUUCUUCGCUUCAAAGGCCUAGUUUCCACACCCGGCUUCGCAUACCCGAGACAUAAUCUCCUUGAACUUUGGACCUAUCGUCAAUAUUCUGUUGCACGAAGCCGAUUCCCUCCAUACCAGCUUUAAAACGGCCUUGAUCGUGUGCUCCCUUUCUGACC